CUCAGCAGCUCCAUCCAGAGACUUCAGUCGCUAUCGGAGCCUCCGCGUCUGUCAGGCCCUUAAAACACAGAGGAAUCUCCCCUCUGGACCAGAGUAAAACAACACUUACGAUAAUGCCCACGAUAAAACUCCAGAGCUCCGAUGGAGAGAUCUUUGAGGUGGAUGUGGAGAUCGCCAAGCAGUCCGUCACCAUCAAGACCAUGUUGGAAGAUUUGGGAAUGGACGACGAAGGAGACGACGACCCGGUCCCCCUGCCGAACGUCAACGCCGCCAUCCUCAAGAAGGUGAUCCAGUGGUGCACUCAUCACAAAGACGACCCCCCUCCUCCAGAGGACGAUGAGAACAAGGAGAAGAGGACGGACGACAUCCCCGUCUGGGACCAGGAGUUCCUCAAAGUGGACCAGGGCACCUUGUUUGAGCUCAUCCUGGCCGCCAACUACCUGGACAUCAAAGGUCUGUUAGAUGUCACCUGCAAGACGGUGGCCAACAUGAUUAAAGGCAAAACCCCCGAGGAGAUCCGGAAGACUUUCAACAUCAAAAAUGAUUUCACAGAGGAGGAGGAAGCCCAGGUACGCAAAGAGAACCAGUGGUGUGAAGAGAAGUGAGGGCGCCGCCCCCUGAACAGGAACUGUCCCCGCUGGUCGCUCUGGUGUUGUUCAUACUUGUCAAUAUUUACAUUUAGUAUAUUUAGAGCCACACACGCCCCCCCCCCCCCCCCUUAUCUCUCUGCACCCCAUAGCAUGACCAUUUUUAACUUGAAUGUGUAUUUUGUCAUUAUUUAAACAAAGAAGCUCUUUUGUUUCCCCACACACUCAAAUUAAAUCCUUUGUUUCCUUAGCCGACGUUUUCUCCCGUUCAUAACGGCUAUGGUUGUGUUUUGGUCUUUUUUUUACUGGACAUGUUUUUCUUUUAGUUUGAUUGAAAAUAAAAUGGCUUUUUUGACAAUGGAAAUGAAACGGCGAUGUCGUGCUUCGUCUCGUUGUUGCGUAACGUGUUGGGCUCACGCGUCGAGGAACUCGUCUGUUUCUAGAUGUUUUGAAUAGGAAACUUUUUACCUCUCAGAUUAAAAAAGUGCUGACUUGGAUUUUGGGGAUGAUCAAAAGAUGUAUUGAGUUAUUGUGAGUAAAUAAAAUUUAUAAAAAGGCCA
This is a messenger RNA of Pseudoliparis swirei, 1147 nucleotides long. It is a transcript of the gene skp1, whose product is annotated as S-phase kinase-associated protein 1. Gene Ontology annotation, cellular component: nucleus; cytoplasm. The transcript has 6 exons. Gene Ontology annotation, biological process: SCF-dependent proteasomal ubiquitin-dependent protein catabolic process. The record is from RefSeq and is a predicted model, not a curated record. Gene Ontology annotation, molecular function: cullin family protein binding. Bases 114 to 605 code for a protein of 163 amino acids. NCBI's taxonomy places the organism in Eukaryota, Metazoa, Chordata, Actinopteri, Perciformes, Liparidae.